GAGCCCCCCGGGACCCUGGGCCACCAUGGGGGCCCCGGUUCCCCCAGAGCUGCUGGGGACUGGGACCUGGUGCAGUCAUCGGCCACCCCAGAGCACGGUCAGAUGGGGACACCCCCGAGCAACGCCAGCAGCAGGCAGGGCCCCUCGGGUGGUCAUCGUGGAGGAUCAGCCCCCCCUCCUGAAGAGCAUCUCUGCUCCGCAUCCCCUGCGAGCUGGUGCUGGACAUGGGCUUCGUCCCCGCCCUGCAGGACCCCCGGUCCCGGGAGCACCGGGGGCUGCUGCACAGCUUCAACCAGACGGUCACACCACUCUUCACCUCGGUGCCCGGGUUCCUGCGGCUGGAGGUGACGGGGAUCAGGGAGGGCAGCGUGGUGCUGGAGUAUGAUGCACUGUUCGCAGCGGAGCGGGUGCGGGCGCUGGGUCUGAGCGCGCUCCUCGACGCCGCCCUGGGCUCCGGCCCGGUCCGGCCCGGGCUGGCGGUGGGCACGGCCCCCGUCCUGCGAAACGUGGCUCUGGAGCGGCCUCUGGACCCCUGCACUCUGCUCUUCUCGUGCCAAGACGGCUUCGCCUGCGUGCCCGGGGCGGACGGGAAUGCCACCUGCACCUCCCUCUGCCACCGCGACUACUGCAAGAACCACGGCAUCUGCACCCAUCCCCCGGGACAACAGCCCCUCUGCCAGUGCCCCGCGGGCAGCGAUUUCUGGUUUAUGGGUCUGCGCUGUGACUACCGAGUGACGCAGCAGAGCCUGCUAGGCAUGGCUGCGGGGGUCCUGCUCAGCAUCCUCCUCCUCGGCGCUGUCCUCGCCGCCGUCGCCUUCCGCCACUUCAAGGUGUUGCUGCUGGAGGCCAGGGCCGACCAGACCCGCAGCAGCUACCGCCGGUUCUGCCGCCUAGACGAUGUCUCAGCCCAGUACUGGUCGCGCCCCUGGCUGCCCUCGGCCAGUUCGCUGGACAACCCGGCCUUCAGCAACUCGGAGGAGCUGCUGCACCUCCAGAUCCUGGACACGGGCUGCUGCAGCUGUCGGGAGGGCUCGGGCAGCACGGGCAGUGCCAAGCAGCCCCAGGUGCUGCCUGCCUGCAGGCCCAGUUUCCACUACGACUGGCACUCCAGCUCGAGCAGCAUGAAUGAUCCCAUGGUGGACUCAGGCAAAGCUAGCGAUAUCUCCCUGUCGAGCUGGCCCAUGGAGCCCAUUCCCUGGACACCCUUUCCCCUCCUCCAUCAGCUUUCCAGGCAGCGAGCGCACAAAGGCAGACGGCCUCGUUCCUACUGCGAGGGGAUGGAGCUGGGCAACCUGGAAAGGAGCUGGACAGCCUGAGGAGAGCAGAGCAGAGGCAACGAGGUUCAGCUUUUAAAACCAACCACAUUUUAUUUCCACGUAACAAGCUCAAGUGAAGGAAUUUCAAACACUUUGACGAUACAAUCAACGCGGGUGUGAUGUCAGUUCCACGGGAGGCAGAGUCCUGGGAGGGCGUCUGCCCGCAUUGUCACCAGCGUGUCAGAGCAGACUCAGGAGCCAGCUUUGGCUUGGGACAGUGUAUGUCAUCCUAAGUAGUUACAGAUAAGUGUCUAGGAACACACAAUGCUGGCAUCCAACAGAGUUAAUGACUUACAUCCGGCCAUUUGAAAAUAAAGUCUAACAGAUUUCUGAAGUCACAUCCUACUAUGUACAUAUAUGGUCUGCCCUAUAGCCAUUUCAGAACAAGCUAAGCCACUGUGAAGAGUGAAAUACAAAGUAAGCACUGCUGCAUUGUUCAUCAUGAUUAAUGUAAAUGAGGUAUAAAUUUAAACAUCAGUACGUCUUAAGCAUUAAAGUUUAUUUUCCAAAAUGCUCUCCUUUAUUUGCGAGUGUCCUCUCGAGCAUCCAGCUGGGCACAAACGGUGGGGUCCUUCCAACGGGGGCAUCUGGAGUACACGGAGGGCGAGGGCAAUGGGGUCCCAAAGGUGCUCGAAUAGAAAAGGAAAAAGCAAGCUGCAGUUUUCUACACUUCUAUUCUCAUCUCAUAGUGGGCACGUCGAGGGAGAUUUUCGCUAGAAUAAAACGCAGAUCUGUUCAUAAAAAAAUCAGUUUGCUAACAGAAAAAUCAAACUAUGGGAAUACAGAGCUAUCGUAUCGUUUGAUAUCUUCAUUGUAUAGAAAACAGCCUACAAAUAAAGUCACAAAAAAUAGACAGUUAUAUGCUGAGCAGCCAAAAACAUCAUGAUUUAUUAAUAUCUGGAGAAACUUCAUAAUUCAAACACAACCAAACUGUACAUUUUACAAUCACAUUCUAUUUGUAAACAGUUAAAAGCCACUGACUUGUUUUGCAUCUUCAGACACAAACAGUUAGAAUCAAGGCAAUGAAAUGAUGGCGAUUUCUGCACUGUUAAAAUUUUUUUUUUACCCUUGCCUAGUCCUGAACUCAGCGACCAAACAAGCUUUAUAUAAUACCUUUUGUGGCAAAAAAAAAAGAUGUAACUCGUUACUUUUGCAAGAAAGUAUUUGCAAGAACUUUUUUUUUAAACAUUUAAAACUUCUUUUAUACAACAAACAAACCUGUAAGCCCAAGACCUUGGUUACAGUAUGCAUAGUUACUCAGUUCGGCUUUAAGGUACAACAGUUAACACAGUCACAAGAGCAGGAACAGAGCCACUCGAUGGGAUUACAAAAAAAUCAGGUAACUACAGAUUAUUAGCAAACCACCACCACUCACUAAUAAAAAGACAGCGUCAGAAAGCAGAAUGUCAAACUCCAGCUUGAAGCGUGUUUUUUUUUUUUUUUUUUUUUUGUUUUUUUUUUUUUUUUUUGGCAGAGAAAAGUCUUA
Calypte anna (Anna's hummingbird) is the source of this 2802-nucleotide messenger RNA. Its product is annotated as interphotoreceptor matrix proteoglycan 2-like. The transcript is spliced from 9 exons. Bases 225 to 1316 code for a protein of 363 amino acids. Lineage: Eukaryota; Metazoa; Chordata; Aves; Apodiformes; Trochilidae. The record is from RefSeq and is a predicted model, not a curated record. Gene Ontology annotation, biological process: nervous system development.